AUGGAGACCACCACUUCCGGAGGCGGGGUGAGCCCCUCCGGGCUGCACCCCCAGGCCCACGUCCCGCCCCAGCGGCGGUUUCUCUGCACAGGGACCCCAGAGGCCCCGGCCGGCACGGCCGCCUGUGGCCGCAUCUGCUGCGAGAUGACCGAGGACUUCCGCCUUCUCCCCUUCCCAGCACCGCCGCCUGUGGCCGCAUCCGCUGCAAGAUGA
Messenger RNA from Rangifer tarandus platyrhynchus (Svalbard reindeer), 213 nucleotides. NCBI's taxonomy places the organism in Eukaryota, Metazoa, Chordata, Mammalia, Artiodactyla, Cervidae. The record is from the annotation of a GenBank genome assembly.